This is a messenger RNA of Ricinus communis (castor bean), 3970 nucleotides long. Its product is annotated as LRR receptor-like serine/threonine-protein kinase ERECTA. NCBI's taxonomy places the organism in Eukaryota, Viridiplantae, Streptophyta, Magnoliopsida, Malpighiales, Euphorbiaceae. Bases 759 to 3701 code for a protein of 980 amino acids. The transcript has 27 exons. Gene Ontology annotation, molecular function: ATP binding; protein binding; protein kinase activity. The record is from RefSeq and is a predicted model, not a curated record. Gene Ontology annotation, biological process: protein phosphorylation.
CCAAUUUCAACAGUCUGUCUACAAAACACCAAAGAGAAAACGACCCAUGAUUUUCAUUGGCAUUCUUCAUCAUUUAAAAACCCAUUUCAAUUAAAAAAAAAUGUAUAGGUAUAUAGAGAAAGAGAGAGAAAGGGGAAAAAAGAGUUGCAGGUUUUAUCGCAGAGCUCUGGCAGAAGCAGUAUUUUAACUUUAUCUAUGAAAUAAUUCUCUCUUUCUCUUUCUAGCUGUUGCUAUAUUUCUCUCUAUCUCUUUGUUUUUCUUGAUACUUCUGAAACAAACACUCUUUCAAUGAGAACACUGUAAUUUUUACAGGCCUAUCUUUGCCAGACUCGAUGUGAUUGAACAAAGCAAAGCUUAACUAAGCUAUACUAUACUAUACUAAUACUAUAUACUCUUUCUUCUUCUUCUUACUCACUCAUCUAUGUUAUAGGGUGCGUCGGAAAUCUCAAAAAUAUCAAAGCAAGCUAAGAAAAAGAACCAAAAAAACCCCAUUAAGCUCUUUCUGUUUUUUUCUCUUCUCUCACUUCAUAACUUCACUGCAGUAAGCUACAUUAUUCAAUGUCGGCUACUCAAUGAGAGACCUUUAAAUUAUUUUUUUCUUCUUCGUCUUCGCUUAUGUGUUUUAUCUAGACUUGAAAAAGGCUUAAGCUUUUUGGAUACAGGCUUGUGCUUUGACAUUCUUGUGUAAGCUUAGGUGGGGAAACUGAAGAUGGGUAAUGUCGUUUGAAUGAGAAUAAGGUGAAUUUCGAAGGGUAGUCAUGGCAUUUCGAGUUGAAGUUGUCUUCCUUGCUCUUCUUCUCUGUUUGGGUUUUGGUUUUGUGGAUUCUGAUGAUGGAGCAACCUUAUUGGAGGUAAAGAAGUCCUUUAGAGAUGUGGACAAUGUUCUAUAUGACUGGACAGACUCCCCUUCUUCAGAUUAUUGUGUUUGGAGAGGUGUCACUUGUGAUAAUGCCACCUUCAAUGUCAUUGCACUUAAUCUGUCUGGUCUGAAUCUUGAUGGGGAGAUUUCGCCUGCAAUAGGAAAUCUUAAAGACAUCGUUUCUAUUGAUCUCAGGGGAAAUCUUCUUUCUGGCCAGAUCCCUGAUGAAAUUGGUGACUGCUCAUCUUUGAAAAGCCUGGACUUGUCUUUUAAUGAGAUAUAUGGGGACAUACCAUUUUCAAUUUCGAAGUUGAAGCAACUAGAAUUUCUGAUUUUGAAGAACAAUCAAUUGAUUGGGCCAAUUCCAUCUACUCUGUCUCAGAUUCCAAACUUGAAAGUUUUAGAUCUGGCACAAAAUAGACUCAGUGGGGAGAUACCUAGACUUAUAUACUGGAAUGAAGUGUUGCAGUAUCUGGGCUUGCGUGGAAACAAUUUGGUGGGUACGCUAUCUCCAGAUAUGUGCCAGCUAACUGGACUGUGGUAUUUUGAUGUAAGAAACAACAGUUUGACUGGGAGUAUUCCUGAAAAUAUAGGCAACUGUACUUCCUUCCAGGUCUUGGACCUAUCCUACAAUCAGCUAACUGGAGAAAUUCCAUUCAACAUCGGGUUUUUACAAGUAGCAACGUUAUCCUUGCAAGGUAAUCAGCUUGGGGGGAAGAUUCCAUCGGUAAUUGGCCUAAUGCAGGCACUUGCUGUCUUAGAUUUAAGCUGCAACAUCUUAAGUGGACCAAUCCCUCCCAUUGUGGGAAAUUUGACGUACACAGAGAAAUUGUAUUUACAUGGUAAUAUGCUGACUGGCUCUAUUCCCCCAGAGCUUGGGAAUAUGACAAGGCUUCACUACUUGGAAUUGAAUGAUAAUCAACUCACAGGGCGCAUCCCACCUGAGCUCGGAAAGCUCACUGACUUGUUUGAUCUGAAUGUUGCGAACAACAACCUUGAAGGUCCUAUACCCGAUAAUCUUAGCUCGUGUACAAAUCUGAACAGCCUCAAUGUGCAUGGUAACAAGUUGAAUGGAACCAUCCCCCAUGCAUUUCAAAGGCUUGAGAGUAUGACUUAUUUGAAUCUCUCGUCCAAUAACAUUAAGGGUCCUAUCCCAAUCGAGCUAUCACGGAUUGGUAAUUUAGAUACUUUAGAUAUUUCAAACAAUAAAAUUAGUGGAUCCAUUCCUUCUUCUCUUGGUGACUUGGAACAUCUUCUAAAGCUGAAUCUAAGCAGAAACCAGUUAUUAGGAGUUAUUCCAGCUGAAUUUGGCAACCUGAGAAGUGUUAUGGAGAUAGAUCUUUCAAAUAACCAUCUCUCAGGGGUGAUCCCUCAGGAACUCAGUCAACUUCAAAACAUGUUCUCAUUGAGACUGGAAAAUAAUAACCUUUCAGGUGAUGUGUUGUCCCUGAUCAAUUGCCUCAGUCUUACUGUCUUAAACGUUUCCUACAACAACCUAGCUGGUGUUAUUCCUAUGAGCAAUAACUUCUCAAGGUUUUCACCUAACAGUUUUAUUGGAAAUCCAGAUCUUUGUGGCUACUGGCUCAACUCUCCAUGUAAUGAAUCUCAUCCGACAGAGCGAGUUACAAUUUCCAAAGCAGCAAUCCUGGGUAUUGCUCUUGGAGCCCUUGUAAUUCUUCUCAUGAUCUUAGUAGCAGCAUGUCGGCCGCAUAAUCCAACACCUUUUCUGGAUGGAUCGCUCGACAAACCAGUUACUUACUCAACACCGAAGUUGGUGAUCCUUCACAUGAAUAUGGCACUCCAUGUAUAUGAGGAUAUCAUGAGGAUGACUGAAAAUUUGAGUGAGAAGUAUAUAAUUGGUUAUGGUGCAUCCAGCACUGUAUACAAAUGUGUCCUUAAAAAUUGUAAGCCAGUGGCUAUCAAGAGGCUCUAUUCUCAUUAUCCUCAGUGCUUGAAGGAAUUUGAGACGGAGCUAGAGACAGUUGGGAGCAUCAAGCAUCGGAACCUGGUCAGCCUCCAAGGAUACUCCCUGUCCCCUUUAGGAAACCUACUUUUCUAUGACUACAUGGAAAAUGGUAGUCUCUGGGAUCUACUUCAUGGCCCUAUGAAGAAGAAAAAGCUUGACUGGGAUACUCGUCUUCAGAUAGCUCUUGGUGCUGCUCAAGGGCUAGCAUAUCUACACCAUGAUUGUAGUCCACGCAUCAUUCACAGGGAUGUUAAGUCAUCAAACAUUCUACUGGACAAGGAUUUUGAGGCCCAUCUCACUGAUUUUGGCAUUGCAAAGAGUUUAUGUGUGUCGAAGUCCCAUACUUCAACCUACAUAAUGGGCACCAUUGGUUAUAUAGACCCUGAGUAUGCUCGCACUUCCCGCCUUACAGAGAAAUCCGAUGUAUACAGUUAUGGGAUUGUUCUACUUGAGUUGCUGACGGGAAGGAAAGCUGUCGACAAUGAAUGCAAUCUUCAUCAUCUGAUUUUGUCCAAGACAGCCAACAAUGCUGUUAUGGAAACUGUUGAUCCUGAAAUUAGUGCUACGUGUAAAGAUCUAGGAGCUGUGAAGAAAGUUUUCCAACUUGCACUUCUAUGUACCAAGAGACAGCCAACAGACAGACCGACUAUGCAUGAAGUCACUCGUGUUCUUGGGAGCCUUGUGCCAUCCACCACACCACCAAAACAAUGCAUGCCAGCCCCACCUGCACCAAUCCCAUCUGCCAAGGUGUCUUGCUAUAUGGACGAAUAUGCAAAUCUCAAGACUCCACAUAUGGUGAAUUGUCCAUCCAUGAGCACCUCAGAUGCCCAACUCUUCCUAAAGUUUGGUGAGGUAAUAUCCCAGAAUAGUGAGUGAAAAGGAAUAUUCAAGCAUCAUAUACUAGGAUAUAGGUAUUGCAACACUGGCUACCGGGUUAAUGGAUGCUCUCUUUUUUCCCUUUCUUAGCAAGGGCCUAAGGGGUUAGUUAGUGGGUGAGCAGAAAAAUUGUGUAUAAAGAUUUGGUAUCAAUUAUUGCAGCUCUACUAAAAGGAAAAAAAAGAAGACUACUUUAGUGAUAGAUUUCAAAGGUGUUAAUACCAGAACUCCAUGUAUGUAUGUUAUACAAUAUAAAAUCAUUGCUGCAA